Messenger RNA from Nerophis lumbriciformis (worm pipefish), 3597 nucleotides. The record is from RefSeq and is a predicted model, not a curated record. NCBI's taxonomy places the organism in Eukaryota, Metazoa, Chordata, Actinopteri, Syngnathiformes, Syngnathidae.
AUGCCCUUGCCCUUCGGCUUGAAGCUCAAGCGCACGAGAAGGUACACAGUUUCCAGCAAGAGUUGCCUGGUCACUCGCAUCCAACAACUCAAUGGCGAGUUUGUGGAAUUCACACUGUCAGUGGAGAGCACGGGCCAGGAAUGUUUGGAGGCAGUGGCCCAGAGACUUGAGUUGAGAGAGAUAACAUUCUUCAGUCUAUGGUACCAGAACAAGCAGAACCAGCAGCGGUGGAUCGACCUAGAAAAGCCGCUGAAGAAGCAACUAGACAAAUAUGGUGUGGAACCCACGGUCUACUUUGGAGUGGUGUUCUACAUCCCCAGUGUUACGCAGCUGCAGCAGGAGAUCACGAGAUAUCAGUAUUAUCUACAGUUGAAGAAGGAUGUGCUGGAGGGCCGCAUCUCAUGCACUUUGGAACAAGCCAUCCGCCUGGCCAGCCUUGCUGUGCAAGCUGACUUUGGAGACUUCAAUCGCUACGAUUCCCAGGAGUUUCUUCAGAAGUUUGCGCUGUUUCCUAUUGACUGGAUCCAGGAUGAGCGGGUGUUGGAGGAGGCCACUCAGAAAGUGGCCCUUCUGUAUCAGUCUUACAGGGGUUUGUCAUCCCCAGAGGCCGAAAUGUUGUACAUGCAAGAGGUGGAGAAAAUGGAGGGUUAUGGCCAGGAGAGCUACCAGGCAAAGGACAACACGGGCACGGAUGUGAUGCUGGGUUCCUGCCUUGAUGGGAUCUUUGUCAAACACAAAAACGGAAGACCUCUUCAUUUAUUUAGGUGGAAUGAAAUUAACAACAUGAGUCACAACAGGUCUUUCUUUGCCUUGGAGUUGCUCAACAGAGAGGAGAGUGUCCAGUUCCAGACCGAAGACAUGGAAACUUCCAAAUACGUAUGUCGCAUGUGUCUGGCCAGACUCAAGUUUUAUAAGAUCAACAAGAGCAGCCUGCAAACGCAGCCCACAGUCAUCAACCCGGUCAGGCGUAGAUCGUCAACAAGAUUGUCCCUUCCAAAGCCUCAGGGCUACAUGAUGCCCCCGCCACAAAUGCACUACAACGGUCACUUCACAGAGCCUUACACCUCAUCACAAGAUAACCUGUAUAUGAACAGCCAGAAUGGUUACUACUACCACUCCCAGACCAGCCUAGACUGCCCUCCUAUAGAAUACAGCGGUGGUGGGCGUUUGCGCAACGGCAGCGUUUACAGCGCCCACAGCACAAGCUCCCUGACCAACCCUCAGCACUAUCUCCAGCCUUCGCCCAUGUCUUCCAACCCCUCCAUCACUAGUGACAUUACCCGGCCUGACUAUGUGCCCUCGCAUCGCCAUAGUGCCCUCAUACCGCCUUCUUACCGCGCCACUCCCGACUACGAAACAGUAAUGCGACAGAAGAACCGGGGAGGCGGGGGGAUGCUUUUGUCCCAGGAGCACCGGCAAAGCCACUCCAUGAGAAACCUUAACAUUGGAAAUUCGUACGCUUACAGCAGGCCGGACCCUCUUGUCUACAGUCAGCCCGAGAUCAGAGGAGAGCAUGGCGCCGCCGCCCAGCAGCACCAGCAUUAUCCCUUCCACAUGGGAUCAAGCUUCCACAGCCCGUCGCCGUAUCACAGAUACCCCAUUGAGCGGAGAUCUGUGGUGGGAGCGGUCAGUGUCCCUGAGCUCACUAAUGUCCAGCUACAGCAAGACCAAGAGUAUCCCGCACCCAACAUCAUGAGGACGCAGGUGUACAGACCGCCUCCGCCGUACCCAUACGCUCACCCUCGGCCCGCCAACAGUACACCAGAUCUGUCACGCCACCUCUAUGUCAGCAGCAGCAACCCAGACCUGAUCAUCACGCGCAGGGUUCACCACUCGGUCCAAACUUUCCAGGAGGACAGCUUGCCUGUGGCUCACUCCCUGCAAGAAGUGUCCGAACCUCUUUUGAGCGGACCCAUGCAGAGGCCACCUUACCACGGCCAGAAACGCAACUCCAUUGAGAUUGCUGGACUUGCACAUAACCUCGAGGGGAUGCGGCUGAAAGAGCGGCACGUGUCCUCUUCAGCGGCCGAAGUUGUCAUGCCUCCUCAGGCCCCUCGCGGAGGUCGCUCGCAGGGUUCCCAGCUCAAUGUAUUUUUGGAGCGUGCAAAGACGGACGACAGGGGGGACACUAAGGUAGAUGUGCAGUAUGGACACAAGAAAUCCCUCUCCGACGCAACCAUGCUGGUGCACAGCAGUGGCGAUGAGGACGACUUUGAGGAUGACGCAGGGCGCCACACACCGCUCUCUCAUGACGCGAUAGCUGCCACCAUCCCAGAGGAGCCGCCGCAACAAGCCUUCACAGGUCCUCAGCAUCAGACUCCUCUAGAACCCCCCCCUGCUUAUCCCAUUGGCUCGUCUCUGGACCCCUCGCUAACUGCCGCCCUCACCUACAAGGUUCAUCCCCUGAUCCAUGAUUCUGAACCUCUCUACUUGCGCGAGGUGCGGCAAGCAAGAAUUAUGCCUUCGGUGUCAGAGGGAGACCUAACCGGCGAGGCCAAGCACAAAUCCAAGAAGGAUUUCAAGAAGAGGCCUGUGUCUGAUGUGCCUCAGGCGAAGAAGACCAUCGAAGGUUUACCACCGGCGGGCAUGAAGAAGAGCGUGCGGUCGGACGGGAGGAAGAUGGGGUCUUUGAAAGUGGCGCAUCUCAACGGCCUGUCGAUCUCCAGACACCCGGUGCGGAGCGAAGUCAAGGACGAGCCUGAACAAGACUCCAAUGACGAGAGGUGCAAAUUACUGGAGCAUCACAUGGAGAUGGGUGAGCUGCUGAAGGAGUACGAGAGCAUCCCCAAGUGUUAUCCGGGGGCCGAGUGCACCGUCGCCCAGAUGGCAGAGAGCGCAGACAAAAACCGCUUCCAGGAUGUACUGCCCUACGAUGACACUCGUGUGGAAUUGGUGCCGACCAAAGAGAACAACACAGGCUACAUCAACGCGUCACACAUUAAAAUCGACGUAGGAGGACACGAGUGGAACUACAUUGCCAGCCAGGGGCCUCUUUCCAACACAUGCCAGGAUUUCUGGCAGAUGGUGUGGGAGCAAGGUGUCGCCAUUAUCGCCAUGGUCACUGCGGAGGAGGAGAGCGGGCGAGAGAAGAGCUUCCGCUACUGGCCUCGUCUGGGCUCGCGGCACAACACUGUGACAUAUGGCCGCUUCAAGAUCACCACGCGCUUCCGCACCGAGUCGGGCUGCUACGCCACGACAGGCCUGAAGAUCAAACACCUAGUUACGGGCCAUGAAAGGACCGUGUGGCACUUGCAGUACACAGACUGGCCGGACCACGGCUGCCCUGAAGAUUUUAAAGGCUUCCUAACUUACCUGGAGGAGAUACAGUCGGUACGAAGGCACACCAACAGUAUCAGUGACCCGAAGAACAGCAAUCUGCCUGUACUGGUGCACUGUAGCGCCGGAGUGGGCCGCAGCGGUGUGGUCAUCCUGUCUGAGAUCAUGAUCGCUUGCCUGGAGCACAAUGAGAUGACGGACAUUAAGGCCGUGCUGAUGAAGCUACGCCAGCAGAGGAUGAUGAUGGUGCAGACCUUAUCCCAGUACAGCUUCAUCUACAAGGUGCUAGUUCAGUACCUCCGAAACUCCCGCCUUAUCUGA